GUGAUACCAUGUGAUAUUUAUCACGUCACACGGAAUCCCACUUUCCGUUUUCACAGAUGAUAAUGAUAUUAAUUGGCACUUUUUACAAUUAUUUAAUUAAUUUCAAGAACACAUAUACUUAAACAAUGGCCGAGGUUUUUAAUAUGGAGCUACGGGAAGGCGAGGAUGAGCCAUCGGAUGAGGAAUUCGCACCGGAGUUGGCACAACAUCAGUUGCACAGAGACCUUUCAAGGGCAAAUGAUCCGCUAGAGGAAGGCAUGGAAACAUUGGAGCUGACAGAAAAUACCGUAAAUCCAGGCAGAACCAAAGUCAGCACAUUUGACUUUGAACUUCUCAAAGUUUUAGGGAAAGGUGGAUAUGGAAAGGUAUUUCAAGUACGAAAAGUCUCAGGGCAAGACAAAGGGAACAUAUUUGCCAUGAAAGUACUGAAAAAGGCAACUAUUGCCAGAAAUGCCAAAGAUACUGCUCACACUAAAGCUGAGAGAAACAUACUUGAAUGUGUCAAGCACCCGUUCAUAGUAGACCUGAUCUAUGCAUUCCAAACUGGCGGCAAGCUGUACCUGAUCUUGGAGUACCUCCCUGGUGGAGAGCUCUUCAUGCAGCUUGAAAGGGAGGGAAUCUUCAUGGAGGACACAGCCUGUUUCUACCUGUCUGAGAUAACACUGGCUAUAGAACACCUGCAUUCUCAUGGAAUAGUGUAUCGUGACCUCAAGCCAGAAAAUAUUCUCUUAGAUCUACAAGGACAUGUGAAGUUGACAGAUUUUGGUCUGUGCAAGGAGUCAGUUUUAGAGGGAUCUGUGACACACACCUUCUGUGGAACCAUAGAAUACAUGGCCCCUGAAAUCUUAAUGAGGACCGGUCAUGGCAAGGCAGUGGACUGGUGGAGCCUGGGGGCACUCAUGUACGACAUGCUUACUGGAGCUCCUCCAUUUACAGGUGAAAAUAGAAAGAAAACAAUAGACAAGGUGCUGAAAGCCAAGCUCAGUCUGCCGCCUUACUUAACCAAUGAUGCAAGAGGGCUUAUCAAAAAGCUGUUACGAAAGCAGCCCCAUGAGCGUCUUGGUGGCGGCAAAGAUGACGCAACUUCUAUAAAGGCACAUUCUUUCUUCCGUCACAUUGACUGGAAUGAUUUGAUCAACAGAAAGGUGGAGCCUCCUUUUAAGCCAUCUUUGACUAAUGAUGAGGAUGUGAGUCAGUUUGAUACAAAGUUUACGAAGCAGACGCCAGUGGACUCACCAGACGACACUGUCCUAAGUGAAAGUCAGAAUAAAGCAUUCCAGGGCUUUUCAUACGUUGCACCAUCUGUGUUAGAAGAUCUCAAUAAACCAUGGAUCGAGGAAAGAAAUGUCAGGUCACCCAGAAAGCACGGCAACUCAUUCCGUAUGAGAGCCAGCCAUAGCCCGAUGACAGACGGGUUUGAAAUGGCCACCGGUCCUGCCCAGCAAGCAGCAGCAGAUGGAUAUGAGGCCAUGGACACUUCAUGUCAGCCUGCACAGCGCACGCAACCACAAAACCUUAGCUCCAAGCCAUAUAAGCAAGCCGCUAUGCCAAUUAAACAGCAACGACCCAAACAUAUACUAUAGUAACUAACUAGACUUUUAUAGAAAUUUUCAAAUUAAAGGCUAAGCAAGGUGUUUCCCAAAUUUCAGCAUGAGUGAAAGUUAUUUAGCUUUAAUUUUGAUGGGUUUUAAAAUUAAUAAACCACAGCUAGUAUUUUUGCUUCAAGUACAAGCUUGGUAAACAUUGUUUCAAUUUAUUUGCUUUGUUUGUGUUUUUAUGACCCCGGAUGGAAUGAUUGGGGGCAUAUUGUUUUUUGCCUAUCUGUCAUUCUGUCUCUAAACUUUAACCUUGGUUCAAGUUUUGCGAUAACUUUUGCAAUAUUGAAGAUAGCAACUUGAUAUUUGGCAUGCAUGCGUAUUUCAUGAAGCUGCACAUUUUGAGUGGUGAAAGGUCAAGGUCAUUCUUCAAGGUCAAAAGUUAAAAAAAAUACAAUCCAAGGGAAGUAAUAAGCUUUGAAAGGGAGAUAAUUUCUAAACCUGCCAAAUGAUAUAUUGAAAUAUUAUUUCAAAACGGCGCAAUAGGUGGCAUUCUGUUUCUGACAAGCAUAUCUCUUGUUUAAAUUUUUAUCUUGAUAAAGAUUCAUUCCUUUUAUUUAAUAAUUUAGAGCAUCUUACUUUUUGACAAGUGCACCAUGAUUGAAACUUGGGGAAAACUUUGCCUAUGUCUAGUCAAGCUGUGUUAUUUUAGUAAAAUGUGUUUCUCUGAAUAAAACAGUGUUCAAUUUGCUGUAUCUGAUAUGUUGUUAAGACUUUUCAUUCAAUAUGUAAACAUAAAGUAAAGCAUCUUUAUUUAGACUACAAAAAAAUGUCUGUGGUAAUUAAGUGUUUAUUUUCAAUUUUCUACAUUUACUCAAUUAAAUUUCAAUAGCUUAUUUUCAAAUAAUUCACCUUUAAUUGUUUAAGAUAUUAAUGUUACAAAAGUUGUCUAAAAAAAAGAGGUUGUACUGUUUGUUUUAAGUGUGCAUGAACACAAACAAAACUGUCAAGUUAGUUUAGUUAUUGAAAACUGCUUGAUAUUUCAUAUUGUUACAUUAUUGUUAAUACUGAUGUAAUCAGAAAUAAGAAGAAAGCGGUUAAUGCCUUUUUGAAUUUAACAGAUUUUAAGAAAAUAUUUGCAAUGUCAUGGACAGUAUGUUAAUUUUUAUAAUGAUAUGAAUAUGUAUGAAAGUAUUUGAGGGUAGGGUAUAAGGACAAUUAUCUACUUAUUGUCAUUGUUAAAAACCUGCAUUUUAAUUUCAUGCAUAUCGUUUGUCUUACCAAGUUAAACUUAUUAAUAGAGCAGUUAAAACCAGUUAAUUUGGAACAUGGGAAAGUAUUAUGCCAUGGUGCAACUUUAAUCAACUAGUAAUAUCUCAUGUACCUUGUAAUGAAUAUGUUGCUGUGUGUUCAUGUAAAAUUUUUAUUUGACCCUUUCUCAUUUCAAAAUCUAGAUGAAAAUUAUGUUUUGGAUUCAUGCAACAGAAGUUUCCAACGGGAAAAAACACAAAAAAAUGUUUCAUUCAGGAAGCUGUUCUAUAUUAUUAUUUUACUUUUUUCCUUUUUAACAAUAACUUGUUCUUUUUAAACCGUUUUCUGAUGGUAGUUUUAAUGUAGGUUACAUUUGUCCUACAUCUACACGGGUUACGCCAUAUCGUAUGUGUAUCAGUUUCAAUAUUGUUCUAAGGUUUGUUCAUUAUGUUUUACAAUAGACCAUGUUAAUUUAAAAUGUUUGUUUUAAAAUUAUUUUAGGAUAAUGUUUAUAAUUUUAUUUUGUUUAUUUAUUUCACACUUUCCCACUGGUUUAGAAAUGUAAUCUGUUAUUAGUUGCAGAUAGGGUAAGCUUAAUUGGACCUAUUCACAAAUUGUCAAAUUGUUAUUUUGUUUCAACAGAUACUAAAGUUUAAAACUUAAAAUUUAAUAUGAACAAUAAUAAAAAAUACACCUGCUGAGACAUUAACUGAAAAUUUCUUUAAAUAUAUAUAUAAAUAUAUAAUUUGUUUGAUUCAGUGGAACAUCGAUUUUAAAUCACGAGUGAUCAUAGAAAAUAAUAUGUUGACGAGUGUCACAUCCACAAGUGAAAACAUUUUUUUUUAAAGAUGAUCACCAGUGAAUUAAAAUCCACCGAAUCCACAAAUUUUAUAUUAAUUUUAGGCUUUUUUUCACUGAUUUUUUACAUUGGAAAAGAGUUUACGGGAUAAUUUUGUUGGAAUAAUGACGUCAUUUUGUAAAAAAAUGAUGUUAUUUCACAGUAAAACGAAAAUUAUCGAUUAUUUUCACUGUUAUUUUUCACUGUUUAAAACAGUGAAUUAUCAGUUUCAAUUCACUGAUAUUUCUCUAAAACCAUUGGAAAGCAUAAUAAAUUAUAAUGUGUGAUAUUUAGAUGAUAUGAAACAGGAGUCUUUUAUAAAUAAUAAUAUUUACUCUUCCAUCAAACCUUUGGAACACAAACACUGCCAAUGAAAUACACGGAUACACAGCACAGUUGUUGCUUUUGACCUCACCAAUCAAAACCAUCAACUCUCACUAUAACCUUGACCAUAUAUUGGUACAAAGUGUGAAUGAGACGGACUGGUAAGCACUGACAUGUUUUCGUCGUGAUUUCUGUAAGGAUCCUGCUGUUUGACUAGUGAAAUGUUUUUGUUUAUUAAGCUUAUGGCAUACCAGUACAAUCUGCAAAUAUGUGAUUACUUUCUUUAGUUAAACCACGUUUACAAUGAUAGAAUAAUAUGUAUGAGUACAUGUAUAAAACCUUGUACAAUUAAUUAACUGAAUAAAAUCAUUGUCCUAUUACUAACGAUCCUCCAUCUAAAUAUUGUCUGUUUGUUUUAAGUUUUUUACACUAAAUCUGGUAAAUCACCAGUAGCAAUUGUUAAAAUUCAUUUCUGUUAAUAAAUAGACAUACACAGACCAUGUCGCCUUUCUUUACAGGUUAUUCUGUGUGUACAAGGGUAAACAAUAUCCUGUUGUUGUUGUUGUUUUUUUAAACCUUGUGAAUGCUGCUCAUUGUCCUUAAGGCAUUCGCCUACAUUGAUAGAGGACACCUUUGAUAUUGAUGAUUGUAACAUAGCAUAUUAUUGGAACAAUUGUGAUUGGUUGGUGUCCAGGAGAUCCAUGUUUGCUUAUUAUCUUGAACAGUGAAUCAGGACACUUAAAGAUAAUGUUUGUGGGCAUAACAAACCAUUAAGAUAAUUUGGAGCUUUUCUAAACUUUGGUUCUUAAAUAUAGAAAAAAAAGACCAAAUAAACUUUUUCUGCUGUCUGACUUUAACAGCUUAAAUUUAAUCAUCAUAUAACUUGCUAAUGGUGACUGGGCAUAAUAUCUGAGAAAGUUUUGCUAACCAGACAAAUUGCUUGAAGAACUUUUUAAUCAUGCCCCAUGAAAUAAAAAAAAGCCAAAUUAAACUUUUCAA
Dreissena polymorpha is the source of this 4947-nucleotide messenger RNA. Its product is annotated as ribosomal protein S6 kinase beta-1-like. Lineage: Eukaryota; Metazoa; Mollusca; Bivalvia; Myida; Dreissenidae. The transcript has 16 exons. Gene Ontology annotation, molecular function: protein serine/threonine kinase activity; ATP binding. Gene Ontology annotation, biological process: signal transduction; protein phosphorylation. Bases 126 to 1583 code for a protein of 485 amino acids. The record is from RefSeq and is a predicted model, not a curated record.